This is a messenger RNA of Coregonus clupeaformis (lake whitefish), 3563 nucleotides long. Its product is annotated as calcium-activated potassium channel subunit alpha-1-like. Bases 110 to 3214 code for a protein of 1034 amino acids. NCBI's taxonomy places the organism in Eukaryota, Metazoa, Chordata, Actinopteri, Salmoniformes, Salmonidae. Gene Ontology annotation, biological process: transmembrane transport; potassium ion transport. The record is from RefSeq and is a predicted model, not a curated record. Gene Ontology annotation, molecular function: large conductance calcium-activated potassium channel activity. The transcript has 28 exons. Gene Ontology annotation, cellular component: postsynaptic membrane.
GCUUGUCUUUGCCCUCAGCAUCGGAGCCCUUGUAAUAUACUUCAUAGAUUCCUCUGACCCCAUCGAGUCCUGUCAGAACUUCUACAAAGACUUCACGCUACAGAUUGACAUGGCUUUCAACGUCUUCUUCCUCUUGUACUUUGGUCUACGGUUUAUUGCAGCCAAUGACAAGCUGUGGUUCUGGCUGGAGGUGAACUCAGUGGUGGACUUCUUCACGGUUCCCCCAGUGUUCGUGUCUGUCUAUCUCAACAGAAGCUGGCUUGGCUUGAGGUUUUUAAGGGCCUUAAGAUUGAUACAGUUCUCAGAAAUCUUACAGUUUUUGAACAUAUUAAAAACAAGCAAUUCCAUAAAACUGGUGAACUUAUGUUCAAUCUUCAUAAGUACAUGGCUAACAGCGGCAGGCUUCAUACAUCUGGUGGAAAACUCAGGGGAUCCUUGGGAAAACUUCCAAAAUUCCCAAGCACUUUCCUACUGGGAAUGUGUCUACUUGCUCAUGGUUACUAUGUCCACUGUGGGCUAUGGAGACGUGUAUGCAAAAACCACCCUGGGACGACUUUUCAUGGUCUUCUUCAUCCUUGGUGGUUUGGCCAUGUUUGCGAGCUACGUCCCUGAAAUCAUAGAGUUAAUAGGAAACCGCAAGAAAUAUGGUGGUUCCUAUAGUGCGGUUAAUGGGAGAAAGCACAUCGUGGUCUGUGGUCAUAUAACACUUGAAAGUGUGUCCAACUUCCUUAAAGACUUCCUACACAAGGACAGGGAUGAUGUCAAUGUAGAAAUUGUUUUUCUCCAUAAUAUUUCCCCUAAUCUUGAGCUGGAAGCCUUGUUUAAACGCCACUUCACCCAGGUGGAGUUCUACCAGGGAUCUGUUCUCAACCCACAUGACCUGGCCAGAGUCAAGAUAGAGUCAGCAGAUGCCUGUUUGAUCCUAGCUAAUAAAUACUGUGCAGACCCUGAUGCUGAGGAUGCCUCCAACAUCAUGAGGGUGAUAUCCAUCAAGAACUACCACCCAAAGAUCAGAAUCAUUACCCAGAUGUUGCAGUACCACAACAAGGCCCACCUUCUGAACAUUCCCAGUUGGAACUGGAAGGAGGGUGACGAUGCCAUUUGCCUUGCUGAGCUGAAGCUGGGCUUCAUAGCACAGAGCUGUCUGGCUCAGGGCCUCUCCACCAUGCUGGCCAACCUCUUCUCCAUGAGGUCCUUCAUCAAGAUUGAAGAGGACACCUGGCAGAAGUAUUACCUGGAAGGAGUAGCCAAUGAAAUGUACACUGAGUACCUGUCUAGUGCCUUUGUGGGCCUAUCCUUCCCCACCAUUUGUGAACUCUGCUAUGUGAAGCUAAAGCUGCUACUGAUUGCUAUCGAGUACAAGUCAGAUAUAAGGGAAAGCAGCACCCUCAUCAACCCUGGGAACCAUGUGAAGAUGCAGGAAGGCACCCUGGGUUUUUUUAUCGCCAGUGAUGCCAAAGAAGUAAAGAGGGCACUUUUUUACUGCAAAGCUUGUCACGAUGACAUCACAGAUCCUAAAAGGAUAAAGAAAUGUGGAUGCAAACGAUCAAAAAAUAACUAUAACGGAUAUAUCAAAUCAAUCGAAGAGGAGCAGCAGUCGACACUGUCGCCUAAAAAGAAACAACGCAAUGGAAACACCAGGAACUCGCCCAACGGUUCACCCAAAAUGAUGAGGCAUGACCCUCUCCUCAUGCCGGGGAAUGAACAGAUUGAGAACAUGGAUGUGAACGUGAAGAAAUACGACUCCACAGGGAUGUUCCACUGGUGCCAGUCCAAAGACAUCGAGAAGGUCAUCUUGACCAGAAGUGAAGCAGCCAUGACUGUUCUAAGCGGCCACGUGGUCGUCUGUAUAUUUGGAGAUGCGAAGUCGGCUUUGGUGGGCCUUAGGAACCUUGUGAUGCCUCUGAGAGCUAGCAACUUCCACUACCACGAGCUGAAACCCAUCGUGUUUGUGGGUUCUCUGGAGUAUCUAAAGAGGGAAUGGGAGACCCUUCACAACUUCCCCAAAGUCUCCAUCUUACCUGGCACACCAUUAAGCCGGGCCGAUCUGAGGGCUGUCAAUAUCAACCUCUGUGACAUGUGUGUCAUCCUGUCGGCCAAUCAGAACAAUAUCGACGACGCGUCACUGCAGGACAAGGAAUGCAUCCUGGCGUCACUCAACAUCAAGUCCAUGCAGUUUGACGACAGCAUCGGGGUCUUGCAGGCUAGCUCCCAAGGUUUCACUCCUCCAGGCAUGGACAGGUCCUCUCCUGAAAACAGUCCAGUUCAUGGGGGGUUGGCCCGACAGGCUUCCAUCACAACAGGAGCCAACGUCCCCAUUAUCACUGAACUAGUGAAUGACUCCAAUGUUCAGUUCCUGGACCAGGAUGAUGAUGAUGACCCUGAUACAGAGUUGUACCUCACUCAGCCCUUCGCCUGUGGGACGGCCUUCGCAGUCAGUGUGCUGGAUUCCCUGAUGAGUGCGACAUACUUCAAUGAUAAUAUCCUCACCCUGAUCCGGACGCUGGUAACAGGGGGGGCCACUCCGGAGCUGGAGGGUCUGUUGGCGGAGGAGAACGCGUUACGAGGAGGCUACAGCACGCCGCAGACCCUCGCUAACCGGGACAGGUGUCGCGUGGCACAGUUAGCCUUGUACGACGGGCCUUUCGCUGACUUGGGAGAUGGUGGUUGCUACGGUGACUUAUUUUGUAAAGCAUUAAAAACAUACAACAUGCUGUGCUUCGGAAUUUAUCGAUUAAGAGAUGCACAUUUAAACACACAAAGUCAUACAAGUCAAUGCACUAAACGGUAUGUGAUAACCAACCCGCCCUAUGGUUUUGAGCUGGUGCCAUCAGACCUGAUCUUCUGCCUGAUGCAGUUUGACCACAACGCGGGUCAGUCCCGGGCCAGCCUCUCCCACAGUUCCCACUCCUCCCAUUCUUCCAGCAAAAAGAGCUCCUCCGUCCAUUCUCUCACUGCCACCAACCGCACCAACCGUGCCAAGAGCAGGGACUCACGGGAAAAACAGAAUGCUACAAGGAUGAAUAGAAUGGGCCAAGAAAAGACUUGGUUUACAGAUGAGCCUGAGAACGCGGCCUACCACAGGAACAUUGACAUCAAGCCAAUGAGUACUGGUCACAGUAGUCACACAGCCAAUCACCAGGUCAACCAGAACCCUUACAAAUCCACCAACAACCAUAUUCCAUCCAUCAGAGAGGUGGAGGACGAAUGCUGAACUACAGAACCCCAUAUUGACACCUACAGUAGAACCCACCUGGAGAACACCUGGAAAAAACCUGGAAUUAUAACCCAAGAACAUUUAGAACCCACCUAGAGAACACAUGGAAAGACACCUAGAACCUGUGGAACUGGAACCUGAAGAACAACUGAAAGCUAGAAUCCUUAGUUGCUUUAAUGAUAAAUACCCAUUGAUUCUUGAAGAAUAUAACUUAAAAAUGCCUCAUGAGCUUAGUUCAACUGUUGUACCCAAUCAGAACCCAAUAUAUACGAUUGUUUUACUCCAAUGUUUGUAUACAAUGUAAAUGUAAACAAACACUGUAUAGCCUCUAAACAUGGUUAAAACU